Molecule: messenger RNA, 783 nt
Organism: Cornus florida
Lineage: Eukaryota; Viridiplantae; Streptophyta; Magnoliopsida; Cornales; Cornaceae
Product: disease resistance protein RPV1-like
Exons: 1
Coding region: 31-783 (250 amino acids)
Biological process (GO): defense response
Molecular function (GO): ADP binding
Source: RefSeq, a predicted model, not a curated record
AAGGAUGUUGGCAUAGCGGCAAUCUGUGGUAUGGGGGGAAUCGGGAAGACAACCAUCGCCAAAACUGCUUAUAACCUUAACUUCGGCAAAUUUGAAGGUAGCAGCUUCAUUGCAGAUAUUAGCGAAAUAUCAGAACAACCCAAUGGAUUGGUUCGCUUGCAAAAGCAACUUCUUUCAGAUAUUGUAAAGGGGAGAAAAGUAAAAAUUAGUAGUGUUGAUAAAGGAAUCAUUAAGAUUAGAGAUACUAUAUGCUGUAAAAGAGUUCUGCUUGUUCUUGAUGAUGUGGAUCAAUUGGACCAAUUAAAUGCAAUACUCGUUAUGCGAGAUUGGUUUUGUCCAGGAAGUAAAAUUAUCAUAACAACUAGACAUGAGCAAUUGCUGAAGGCACAUGAACUUGAUAAGAUAUACAAAGUUGAGGAAUUAAACGAUCAUGAAUCGUUUCAACUCUUCUAUUGGCAUGCCUUUGGACCAGAUCAUCCCAUUGAAGCUUACUCUAAGAAGUCAAAAAGGGUCGUACAGUACUGCGGAGGGCUUCCUUUAGCUUUUCAAAUGUUGGGUUCUUCUCUGUCUGGCAGACUUGUAGAUAUGUGGGAAAGUACAUUAAAGAAAUUGGAAGCUAUUCCUAACAGUCAGAUCCUAAAGAAACUUAAAAUAAGCUUUGUUUCUCUACAAGAUGAUCAUGAUAGAAAUUUAUUUCUCAACAUUGCUUGUUCAUUUGUUAGAAAGGACAAAGAUUUCACAAUUACAAUAUUAGAUAACAAUAAGAAGCUGACAAUGCAUUAG